This is a messenger RNA of Lineus longissimus, 2274 nucleotides long. RefSeq lists its product as uncharacterized. Bases 1258 to 2067 code for a protein of 269 amino acids. The transcript is spliced from 3 exons. Lineage: Eukaryota; Metazoa; Nemertea; Pilidiophora; Heteronemertea; Lineidae. The record is from RefSeq and is a predicted model, not a curated record.
UGUCCGGAAUAUCAUAACAAAAUUUCAGAUUCACAACCCCACGCAAUAUUUGAUGCGUCGCGGUCAAACAUUGACAAUUUAACUGCUAAAAGGCUUAAAAAAUCAAUUGUGGUCUUGUCUCCAUUUACACUACAUUUUGGGUCAAUUUAGCGAAAAAUUUGAAUGUGCUAAAAUCACUCUAAUUCAUUUAGAAUAUUGUAUUGCUGAUGAUUUAAGGUCAAAACAAGCUAAAAUAAUGACAAAAAAACUUAAUUUCACCCCAAUAUGAGCCAACCUAGCCCCGGUCUAAGUUUGGUUUCAUUUUUACAAGUCUUGUUGUGUUGCCAUUCAUUUUGUAAUUUCUUUGAAACUGCUUAGGCCUUGAUUCUGAAAGUUGUGCCCUAAGCAGCAAAGAUAUUCCUAAAUCACAUCCUAAGUUUUCAGCUCCAUAGCUUGCUUAUUCUGGCCAGGGCUGGUCUUUGAAUUUGGUGGUGUUGGCUGCAAAAUCAUGACUUUUGUCGAUUUUGUCCUCUUUCGUCGCUUUUGGCACAGUUGUACCACUCUUGGAAAUGUCUCUCAUUUCUCCAAAAAUUUCCAGAUAUCACUUUCCUUUGUUGGAGAGUUGUGGGAUGUCAUCUACAUUAGUUAGAAAAAAUUCUCAAAGUGUUAACCCCUGAAAUCUACCUUCAUUGAGACAAGACCACUAAUGAAUAUUCAUAGGUUGGAGGGUCGAGGCCUAUCAUUUAGACGAGUGAAUGUUUUUAACUCUCAAGUACAUAUUUGGAGAGGUAUUGAAAAAAUAUUUGUUGUGGUAAGUCUACAGAUGUAAAGAAAUUAUUUGAUGAAAAAAUUAAUUUCGAAUUUUGCUAAUAUGGUAAUAGGGGGCGUGUUUUGAGAUUUUUCUGCCAGUUGGCUGAAAAGAGUGGAAAUAUCAAUGUCUGUCUAAUUUGUCGAUUAUCAAAAAAAUUUUGUGGUCAACUACCAGUUUAUUUUUCCCCAUUUACUUGCCCGACUGUCCGGAAUAUCAUAACAAAAUUUCAGAUUCACAACCCUACGCAGUAUUUGAUGCGUCGCGGUCAAACAUUGACAAUUUAACUGCUAAAAGGCUUAAAAAAUCAAUUGUGGUCUUGUCUCACGUGGUUGUAAACAACGGAGAAACGGAAAGAUUACUCAUAAUAAUCAAAUACAUUGAUUUUAGAUCAGAAUUGUGCUUCAAUUAGAUGUAAGUUGUGUUGCGAAUAGUUAUAGCAGACGGUGAAUGUGUUUUUGUGCUUUAAAAUGGCAGAACAGGCUGCAAACGCGCUGAAUAAACUUGGUCGAUGUGAAUUGCAUGGCGUAGAUGUUGACAUUGCUGCAUUGCUCGACGCAGCACUUGAUUAUUUUGAUGAUAGUGAUUGUGAGGAGGCAGGUGCUAAUGAUUCGAGUGAUUUGGAUGGAGAAGAGGCUGUGCUCGAUAGGCUGCAUAUACCAGGAAAUCCUGAUUUCGACUCGGUGAUGACUGAACUUGACCAUGCUGCAGCAGAAACUUUGGACUUGGAUGACGAUGUCUUGAACUUUGAAGAUGAAAACUUUGAUCGCCCCACUGUGACUGUCGACAAGGGAGAAGAAGUACUCGCUCCAGUUGCAUGUACUUUGAUUCGUGGUGAUUCUGUGCAGGAACGUACACUUAUUGAGAACUUUGACUGCAAGUGCAAUCCGUUUAAAGAGGGGAAUUGUAUCAGGCAGUUUUCGACGGAUCACAUACAGACACUGCGUAUGAACAUGAGUGCCGCUACUGCUGGCGAGAAGGAAAUGUACAUCAUUGGCAAAAUUAGUUGCACCAUGAACCUGUCAAAGCAGACCAAAAGGAAGUCACAGAAGGACAGAACGCGAUACAGGACUACCUGGAUGAUUGAAAAUAAAGUAGUUUGUCGCAACGCCUUCCGAUUCAUGCAUUGCAUUGGCAAUGACAGGCUGAAGAAACUGACUGCUGCAUAUGCUGCUGAUGAGGUCGAACCAUUGGAGAGGAAAGCUGGUGGCCUUGUUGACAAUACGAAUCUCAUCACCUAUGAAGAUAUCAAGCGGGUGGUGACCAUUCUGUUAAACUGACUUCCUUCAAAAACAUUUGGAAUCGUCUCCUGCCAUACAUCGUUCGAACUCGGCCAAUGUCCGAUUUGUGCUGGAUGUGCCAGAAGAACAAUGCUGCAAUUUAACGAAGUGCAAGUUUGCCCUUAGUUGUCAAAAAUGCCAAGUUGAAGAAACAAUUGGAACAUCUUGACAUUGUGUCGAAAGAGAGAAAUCUAUACAGAGCGAUGA